Messenger RNA from Setaria italica (foxtail millet), 2134 nucleotides. RefSeq lists its product as uncharacterized. The record is from RefSeq and is a predicted model, not a curated record. Bases 282 to 1373 code for a protein of 363 amino acids. The transcript has 4 exons. NCBI's taxonomy places the organism in Eukaryota, Viridiplantae, Streptophyta, Magnoliopsida, Poales, Poaceae.
CUCCUGCUCGUGCUAGUGCAUGGUAGAAGUAGAAUUUUGCACCUCCCAGAAUUUCAUAUUUAUGUUCUUGAGAUGCUUUGCUAGUUCCUUUGCCCUAAUUACUCUGCACGCACAUGCACUGCCACACUUUUAACUGUCCGUCGCUCCCGUUGGCUCUUCUGAUACUCUCUGAUCUCCGUGGCUCUGUGCCAUCUGCAUGCUCAGUUUCUUCAGUUGUCAGCUGAUAUCUUUUUUUAUGGGAAUUUUGAUCGUCUCAAGUGCAGGUUGACUAACGGAUCCAAAUGGUCGCGCUCUCCAAAGUAGCCCUGGUGUCUACAGUGGCGCUGCUGGGCUGGGCGUACCAGGCCACCCGGCCGCCGGCCCCGGCGAUCUUGGGCGCUCCGGGAGGGCUACCGAUCACCUCCCCGAGAGUCCGGCUCAAGGAUGGCCGGCACCUGGCCUACAUGGAGGCCGGAGUGCACAAGGAGAACGCAAGGUACAAGGUCAUAUUCGUCCACGGCUUCGCCUCCACUAAGGAGACCGGCUUCCCGGUGUCCCAGGUGCUUGUGGAGGAGCUGCGGAUAUACAUGGUGUUCUUAGACAGAGCCGGGUACGGCGACAGCGACGCCAACCCGAGGAGGUGCCUGAAGAGCGACGCCACGGACGUCGAGGAGCUCGCCGACGCGCUGCGGCUCGGGGACAAGUUCUACGUGGUCGGCUGCUCCAUGGGCGGAUACGUUGCCUGGAGCUGCCUCAACUACAUUCCGCACAGGCUGGCUGGAGUGGCUCUGGUCGUGCCGGCGGUGAACUACUGGUGGCCGCUGCCGGACGACGUGCGGAGGAUCGCGUACGGGAAGCUGGACGCCCGGGACCAGAGGACGUUCUGGAUCGCGCACCACGCGCCGUGGCUGUUCCACGCCUGGCUCACGCAGAAGUGGCUCCCGGUGUCGCCGAUCAUCAGGGGCGAGCGCGGCGCGUUCACCGCCAUGGACUGGGAGAUCCUCACCGAGCUCCGGAGGAAGCAGCGCGAGAGCGGCCAGGUGGAUCCGGCCAAAACGACGCAGCAGGGGACCUACGAGUCGCUGUGCCGCGACGCGACGACCCUGUUCGGCACGUGGGAGUUCGAUCCCACGGAGGUCAAGAACCCGUUCCCCGACGGCGAGGGCGUCGUGAGCAUCUGGCAGGGGUACAAGGACAGGAUCGUGCAGGUGGAGAUCCAGCGGUACGUGGCGCGGAAGCUGCCGUGGGUGCGGUACCACGAGCACCCCGAGGCCGGGCACUUGCUCCCGGACAUGGACGGGGUCGGCGACGAGAUCGUCAGGGAGCUCUUGCUCGGCGGGGCGCCGCCAGGCUCGCAGCUGCAGAGCGAGCCGCGCCAGGAUCAGGAUGGGUGAACGUACUGCGUACUGAAAGGUUGGUGGAGAAAUUGAAACGAGCAGGUAGAUACUUGCAUGUAGCUGAAGCUGAAGAAUAAACGUCGCUGGGACAAGUCGAUGCACUGAUUGCCGGACGAGUUGGGAAGUGCAAGAACAUGGUAUUGGACUAUUGGUAGUUGAUGAACCUCAGUCCAUGGAUUUAGGCAUAUUUAGCAAUUAGCACAGUUGGCCAGUGGCGUGUCAUGCUAUCCGAUCCUCAUUGAUGGAUUCAGCCUGUGCUCUGCUCUCCCCGAUGCUCGAAACAGUGACCACGUAGUAUUCAUCGGAGGAAGUACAAGUAGGGUGGACCUUAUCAGAUAUGUGAGCCGGGAUUUGUGCAGACGUACAGUACCUUUGCAUGCAGAGCCAGCAGACCUGAGCAUCGGUUGAUAUGGGCUGGAUGUUCUGCGAGGCCUGCUCAGAACGGAAAAAAAAAUGAUCGGCACUACCGGCCCAAGAAGCAUUUGUAGGAACCGAAAUGAUACAGGUACAGUCGUGACUCAUUCGGCGUUGAAGUAACAACUACUACCAGAAAUCCCAGAACCGAAAUAGGACAAUUUUUAAGUAAAUUUUUUUCGUUUCCCUAACCCAGAAAUGCAAUAAAUUUAGUCAAAGUUCGUGUGUCCAUUAGAGCAUUUUCAAUGGUAGUUUCAUGGACAAUAAAUGAGCUACCAUGUAAGUAAUUGUGGUGACAUGAUACAUUAUUUAUGAGGUGAGAGAAGAAAUUAAUUUUGUGGGGA